Molecule: messenger RNA, 2319 nt
Organism: Suillus clintonianus
Lineage: Eukaryota; Fungi; Basidiomycota; Agaricomycetes; Boletales; Suillaceae
Product: OPT oligopeptide transporter protein-domain-containing protein
Exons: 22
Coding region: 1-2319 (772 amino acids)
Biological process (GO): transmembrane transport
Molecular function (GO): oligopeptide transmembrane transporter activity
Source: RefSeq, a predicted model, not a curated record
AUGAGUCUGACCGCUCCAGGAGCGAUUGGCGAAAACCCUGCGCACGGGCGCGAUGUGCUUAACGAGAAAGCUCCCAGCACUAGUGACAAAUCCUUCGAUGGGAAAGGCGACCUUGAAACUGCAACGGUUGAUGCUGACAGCGAGGAAGGCGUCCUCUCCAAUGAACGUGACAUUGCUACCCAUGUCAUCUCGGUGGACGACGACCCUUCUCUGAGCCCAUGGACAUUCCGUGCAUUCUUCAUUGGUCUUGGCCUCUCAGCCUUUGGUGGAGUACUCGCGGAAAUUUAUUACUUCAAGCCUCAAACCAUUCUAGUGUCGUUGAUGUUCCUUGCGGUUAUUUCUUAUGUUAUAGGCAUCUUUAUGGAGACAUUUAUUCCUCGCCGCGGAUUCUUGCGCUAUCUGAACCCUGGACCGUUCAACAAGAAAGAGAAUGCUUUCAUUGUCAUCAUGGCAAGUGCCUCAGCCAACUCCGCCUUGGGUACCGAAGUUCUUGCUGUCCAGCGAUUGUACUACAAUAUCACGCCCAAUCCUGGUGCUUCAAUAUUCCUGCUCUUUUCUUCCCAACUUCUUGGAUAUGGGAUCGGUGGCAUGAUGAGAAGCAUCCUGUUAUAUCCAUCAAAGAUGUUGUACCCCGGUGUACUACCAUUGUUAUCCAUGUUCGACGCUCUCUACGAGGGCGGGAUAGCAGCACGGAAGAAACUCAGAGUGUUUUACAUUGUGUUUUCUGUUAUCUUUAUUUGGGAGCUUUUCCCAGAGUGGAUUUUCCCGCUUCUGACCGGUUUUUCGAUUAUCUGUCUUGCAGCUCCCAAUAAUGCUGCCGUCUCGCGAGUAUUUGGUGGCAGCAACGGUAAUGAGGGUCUAGGGCUCCUGUCUAUCUGCUUUGACUGGCAAUAUAUUUCUGGCGGGGUGAACCCAAUGGUUAUCCCGCUCAAAGCACAGUUCUCUAAUUUCUUGGGCUACCUUCUUUGCAUGGUCGUAUUCGUGGGCGUGUAUUACAACAACAUCUGGAAGGCCCAGAAUUUCCCAUUCCUUUCUCAACUCUUGUUCUAUGAGAACGGCACACAGUACAAUCAAACGCUCAUUCUCAAUUCCAACUACGAAGUCGAUCCCACACUCCUUGCUGAACAAGGCGUACCUUACUAUUCCAGCACUUGGAUAGUUUACUUGCUCACCUCAAAUUUGGGUUUGGCGGCUACGUUUACCCAUCUCCUCUUGUGGAACUGGGACGACUUGCGCUCUGCAUGGAGUUGGACGAGUCCGUCGAGCAUCAAACAAUGGUGGGCGAAUUUCGACUGGAAGGUCUGGAAAGCCGAUGGAAUGCGGAAGCAAGACGUCGAUGAUGAGAAUAUGGAUCCACACUACAAGCAGAUGCUGAAGUACCCUGACGCCCCCAAUAGCUGGUACUUCCUCGUUUUCAUCCUGUCCUUCAUCACCUCCCUGGUCGUUAUAUACAAGAACAACUCGACUUUGCCAUGGUGGGGUUUUGUCAUCUCGCUCUUGUUGGCGACAGUUUCCAUUCUAUUCUUCGGUACACUCUACGCGAUUACAGGAUUACAAUUCAUCAUCCAGCCGUUUGUCCAGAUGAUUGGUGGUUACCUCCACAGCGGCAAGCCAGUGGCAAAUAUGUAUUUCGUUCUAUACGGAUACAACACUGUCACUCAAGCCCAACUGCUACUCCGCGACCUCAAGAUUGCUCAGUAUGCCAAGCUGCCACCUCGCGCUGCAUUUACCGCCCAGAUUAUUGGCACGCUGCUUGGCGCCAUCUUGAACUUCAUCAUGAUGAAUUCAAUCAUCGAUAACCAACGUGACAUCUUGUUAUCUGUUCAGGGAACCAAUAUCUGGUCUGGCCAACAGCCACAGCAAUACAACUCGCAAGCAAUUGCGUGGGGUGGGCUCAGCCACGAGCUCUUUUCCGCCGGCCAAAGAUACCAAUGGGUUCCCUGGGCGUAUCUAGUUGGACUUUUCGUACCCGUUCCGUUCUGGCUCAUUCACAGGUACUGGCCAAAGCUUCGUGCCGACUACCUGUACACUCCGAUUAUAUGCUACUUCAUGGGAUGGCUUUGUGUUGGGAUUAAUUCGUCUAUUCUCUCCUACUUCACAGUCGCAUUCGUCUCGCAAUGGUGGCUGCGCACGCGCUACCCUCGCUGGUUUGCCAAAUACAACUACAUCAUCGGAGCUGCCCUUGAUGGAGGCACUCAAGUCAUGGUGUUCAUCCUCUCGUUUGCAGUGCAAGGUGCUGGUGGUACCUCUCAUUUGUUCGCUGCAUGGUGGGGCGCGAACCAAGCAGGCAAUUAUGACCACUGUGCCAGGUUGACCUGA